Messenger RNA from Alternaria burnsii, 1794 nucleotides. Its product is annotated as mfs general substrate transporter. Lineage: Eukaryota; Fungi; Ascomycota; Dothideomycetes; Pleosporales; Pleosporaceae. Gene Ontology annotation, molecular function: transmembrane transporter activity. The transcript has 3 exons. The record is from RefSeq and is a predicted model, not a curated record. Bases 1 to 1794 code for a protein of 597 amino acids. Gene Ontology annotation, biological process: transmembrane transport.
AUGUCGAACUUGCUCGCAACCGAUGUGGUGCGGCCCGUAGAGGGCUUUGGACGCCCUUCACUGACUGUCGAUAUGGAGAAGAAUGAGACAGGUGUCAAUACUCAGGCUCACGAGGCUGGCAGCGAUGCCGAAACCAAGUCUGUCGAGUCGGAAACCUUCCAAAACGGUGUUCAGCGUGUCCGCGCAAUCACAGAGAUCUGGGACAAGAAGACCCUGAUUACCAUGUUUGUCUUCUUGUACCUCAUCGAGUUUGUCGCUUUCCUACAGAAUGCCAUGGACACAUCGCUCGGCGCUUUCGUCACUUCGACAUUCGGCAAACACGGUCUCCUGACAGUCAUGAGCAUCAUGGCGACUGCACUCAGUGGUUGCAUCCCCCUCGUCAUCGCCAAGGUCAUCGAUGUGUUCGGUCGCGUGGAGGGUUUCUUCGUGAUGCUCAUCAUCAUUGUCGUCGGUAUGGCUAUGAAAGCCGCUUGCCUCAACGUACAAACAUACUUCGCCGGUCACAUUCUCUACUGGGCGGGUCACAUCGGUGUUCUGUUCGUUUGCGACAUCAUGGCUGCCGAUAUCACCACGCUGAAGAACCGUAUGAUCAUCUUCACCAUCAACGGAACCCCUCGCAUUGCAGCUACAUUUGCCGGACCUAGGAUCGCCCAGAACUUCUGGGAGAGUCCUAACUGGCGUUGGGGAUACGGUGCCUUUAUCAUCAUCUUCUGUGGCAUCUCUCUUCCGGCGAUGAUCUUGAUGAUAGUCAUGUACCGCAGGGCCAAGAAAGCUGGUUUGAUCAAGAAGGUCUCAUCGGAUCGCAAUAUUUUCCAAUCACUGUGGUUCUACUUUGUGCAGUUUGACAUCUUCGGUAUCAUCCUCCUCAUGUGCGCAUGGUGCCUCUUUGUGUUGCCUUUCAGUCUCGUCACCUACGCUCCGCAAGGCUGGAAGACCCCUUACAUCAUCGCCUGCAUCGUCCUCGGUCUCUGCCUUUUCCCUGUCUUCUACAUCUGGGAAGCCAAGUUCGCGCCAUUCCAAUUCCUGCCCUGGCACUACCUCAGGAACCCCACCAUUAUCGGCUCUUGCCUGCUUUAUGGUGCCAUGUUCCUUUCCGUCUUCUGCUGGAAUGGAUACUUCAAUUCGUACCUGAUCGUCGUGCACAGGCAGAGCAUUACGAACGCUGGAUACAUUCUCAACGCCUUCUCGCUCACUUCUUCCACGUUCAGCCCGCUUAUCGCGUGGUGGAUCCAUCAUUCCGGUAACUUCAAGUGGACGGCCGCCACUGGUGUACCGAUCGUUCUGCUCGGUACCGCUCUGUUGAUUCCAUUCCGAAACCCCUCCACCAACCCUGGUGUCCUUGCUUUCACUCAAAUCCUUGUUGGUCUCGGAACGGCCUUCUUCGCCACCUGCGGUCAACUCGCCGUCAUGGUUCCCGUCACUCACCAGGAAAUCGCCGUAGUCAACGCUAUUUGGGGUCUUUUCGGUAGUUUCGGUUCUUCCAUCGGAUACGCCAUCGCUGGUGCCAUGUGGAACAACAUUCUUCCUGGACAAUUGCUCCAGCGUCUGCCCGAGUCUAGCAAGGCGGACUACAGGACUAUCUUUGGCGACAUCACAGUUCAGAGUUCGUUCGCUGAUGGUACCCCAGAGCGCGAUGCCGUUGUUGGUGCUUACGCCGAUGUACAGCGGAAGAUGGUCAUCACGGGUGCUUGCUUUGUGCCACUGUGCUUGGCUUGUAUCUGGGUUUGGAAGAACACCAACGUCAAGAAGCUUGAGAAAGAGGAGGGCAAGCAGACCAAGGGUACCGUCUUUUAG